CAGUGUUGCAGCGUGCGCAAGGCUACUACUAUUCUCUUCCAAGGAGGGAACUUUACGCAACUUGUUCAGCUGAUUUUUUUCUUCUAUUACCAAAUAGAAGUUUGGCAAAUAAUGAGUUUUAUUUGUGUUGUUUAAAACCUUCAAGCCGUCAGUGAUUUGUUUACUAGCAACUCCGCAUAACAGCAAAGACGAGGUAUUUACUCAAGAAACAGACCCAUGUCAUCCUUUGUCAACGGACACUGACAGUCAGCGGACAGCGCCGUUUCUUCUCUCUUUUUUUUAGGUGACACUUUUCAGAGUCGCUCUCUUGUUCACUGAAGUUUCGCGUAUCGCAUAACUGAGUUAAGGAGCUGGGCAACAGAUGUUUGGGGUCUCAGAUUCUGGCUGUUGAAACUAGGGCAAGAAGGCGCUGUGGUGCAAGAACUUUUCGGACUCUAUGGAUCACCAAGAGGACUCAUAACUCAAGGAUGCCAUAGAGGGCACUAACAGGACCAUGCCCUCUCCGCUUGAGUUUGGCAAAGACUUGACUUGAGGCGCAUUUUCUUCUGAAUAUAAAAGUCAUCUUAUCUGGUUUGCAUUUCACUGAUCUGAAGCCAUGGCUUCCGAGGUGGUGUGUGGAUUGAUCUUCAGAUUGCUUCUACCAGUGUGUCUUGCAGCAGCAUGUCUGUUCCGGUACAACUGGCUGUCACUCGUCUACCUCAUAUACCUCCUGCUUAUCCCACUUUUCGCCGAGCCAACGAAGACAACGAUGCAAGGCCACACGGGGCGCUUGCUGAAAUCUCUCUGCUUCACCAGCAUGACCUUCCUACUGCUGCACAUCAUCUACCAGGUCACCAUUAACAGUCUGCUGGCGGGAGAGAAUAUCGAGCCCAACUUCAACUGUUCUUCGUGGGAGAAGUCGAUUCGACAGCUGGGCUUUGAGAGUGUGCGAGGGGCGGAUGCGGGGAAUGGGAUCCGUGUGUUCAUCCCCGACAUCGGCAUGUUCGUGGCCAGCCUGGUCACCUGGCUCCUCUGCCGCAGCCUGGAGAGGCCACCAGUGAAGGACCCGCAACACAACACUGACUUCACGGAGGCUGGCAAACAGGAGCAGGAGGAUGAAGAGGAGGAGAAGGAGGAGGAAAAGAUCGGUCAGAAGGUGGAGUUGGAGGACGAGCUGCUGUUCGAAGAGGAUUGCCAACUAGACGAGGGGGAGCUGGUAGAGGAGGUAGACGAGGAGGAGGGGGAGGAAGAGGAGGAGGAGGAGAUGAAGGAGCCGGAGGAGAGCACCAAGAUGAAGAUCUUACGUCAGAUCGCCGGCUUGGCAACCAAACUCAAGGAGAUCAUUGGCGAUCUGAUUACCAGCGCUGGGAAAGUGGUUGUAACCAUAUUACUGGGCCUGGCAGGGAUCAUGCUGCCCUCCCUCACCUCUACUGUCUAUUUCUUCACCUUCCUGGGCCUGUGCACCUGGUGGUCAUUUUGUCGCUCAUUUGACCCGCUGGUCUUCAGCUGCCUGUGCGUGCUGAUGGGCAUCUUUAGCGCCGGCCACCUCAUCGUGCUCUACCUCUACCAAUUCCAGUUCUUCCAGGAGGCCGUGCCCCCCGGAGACUACUAUGCCAGUUUAUUUGGCAUCUCCCCGGUGAUCCAGAUUAACUGCUCCCACACUUGGAUGUUCAAGGUCAACCCGGCGUUGCCGUGGCAUCACUUUGUCAACCCCAUCAUGCUCCUGGUGUUGUACUACACCCUGGCCACGCUCAUCCGCCUGUGGCUGCAGGAGCCGGUGGAGAUGGAGGAGGAGGAGGAGGAGGAGAAGGGGGCUGAGGAAGAGGAGGAGGAGAAGGAGCUGAAGAGUAAUGACGAUUUCAACACGGCAGAAAAGAAGAGAGAGCUGUGGAGGAUGACACACUACAAAACAGAUGAGAGAAAUCUCAUCUCCACGCAGGAUGGCUAUAGCACUCCAGAGGUGUUGAUUGUGACCUCCAACGGACUUCCGGUGACCUUGGGUUCUGGUGCUCCUCAUGAGAAGGGACCCACAAGUCUGGAUCUGUAUUCCAUGCCUGAGUACGCACCGGGUCAGUCUGGAUCAGAACCAGAGUGUAUGGACACCAGUGUGUACGAGAUCGAGCGGCCGCUGAGAAGCGACUCCUCAGAGGCUGGGGAGGACAAGGAUGACCGCCAGGGGGGCCAGAUGAGGGUGAACUCAGCUGUCAAGGCUUUCGCUUUCAUCAUGAAGCAGAGCUACAUCUGCGCCCUCAUCGCCAUGAUGGCGUGGAGCAUCACCUAUGUGAGCUGGCUGACCUUCGUCUUCCUCAUCUGGUCGUGCACGCUGUGGAUGGUGCGUGACCGGCGCAAAUACGCCAUGAUCACCUCGCCCUUCAUGGUGUUCUACGGAAACCUGCUCAUCGUCCUGCAGUACAUCUGGAGCUUUGAGGAGUUGGGCCCCGUGCCAGGGCUGUUCCUGAAGAAGGAGGUGCCUUUCAGGGAAUUGGGCUCCAAGAUGCUGUGUCUCCUGAGUUUCUGGCUGCUGCUGCGACAGGCGCUAACAGAGCGCAAAGACAGGCAGCGGGAGGAGACGGAGACAACGCUGUCAGACAUCAAAGUAGAGGACCAGAAGAGAGAGAAGAAGGAUGAGGAGGACGAGGCUGGAGGCCAGCGGGAGAUGAUAAACGUGUUGGGCAGCACGGUCAUGGCCAUGUUCAACAAGUACUGGAUCUACAUCUGUGCGGGCAUGUUCUUCUUCGUUAGCUUCGAGGGACGCAUCGUCAUGUACAAGAUCAUCUAUAUGAUGAUGUUCCUCUUCUGUGUGGCCCUCUAUCAGGUUCACUAUGAGCACUGGAGGAGGAUACUGAAGUACUUCUGGAUGUCAGUGGUGGUCUACACCAUGCUGGUGCUGAUUCUGGUCUACACCUUCCAGUUUGACUCCUCCAUACACGUAUGGUCAAACAUGACAGGCAUGAGCACUAAAGAACUGGAGGAUCUGGGCCUGGAGAAGUUCUCAGUGCCGGCACUCUUCACGCGGAUCUUCCUCCCUACGUCCUUCCUGCUGGUGUGCAUCCUGCACCUGCACUACUUCCACGAGCACUUCCUCCAGCUCACCGACAUCAAGUCUGUGGCCGAUAAGCAGAAGAGCCCCAUCACCAGGCUGGUCCAUCUGGACGGCAGCCUGGCCGAUAUCUCCAUGAUCAAACCCACGCUGAACUCCACCACUAAGGACGAGGAAGCUGGGGAAAAGGUCAACUUAGAGGAGGAGGAAGAGGAUGAGGAGGAGGAGGAGGAGGAGGUCAUGAAGAGGAGAGAUGAUGAAGUGCCGUGUUUGCCGAGCAAAGUGGACGGGUUUUCCUGCCACCCAGAGCCUGCCACUGACAUAGGAUCAGACCUGCGUAAUAAGUGGAGCCUGGUGGUGGAGCGUCUGACGGUGCUCUUCCUCAAGUUCCUGCAGUACAUGCAGCAGCUGCAGCUGCUCAUUUGGUGGCUGCUGGAGCUACACAUCAUCAAGAUCGUCUCCUCCUACAUCAUCUGGGUCUCCGUCAAAGAGGUGUCCCUCUUUAACUACGUGUUCCUGGUGAGCUGGGCCUUUGCUCUCCCGUACAGUCAGUUCCGGCCGCUGGCGUCCAGUGUUUGCACGGUGUGGACCUGCGUCAUCAUCGUCUGCAAGAUGCUGUACCAGCUGAACUCCAUCCAGCCUGCCACCUAUGCCAAGAACUGCAGCAUGCCUCAGAACUACACGGAGGCUGAAAGGGCGGACAUGGCCCGCUCACUGCUCUACAGCGCCCCCAUCGACCCCGCCAACUGGGUCGGCCUCAAGAAGUUCUCUCCUCUGCUGGAGAAUCUGAGGAACAACCUGAUGAUGCUGGCCCUGCUGGCGUUCGAGGUGACCGUCUACCGGCACCAGGACUUCUACCGCAUGCGCAACAACCUCACGGCCCCCGUCACCAGGACCAUCUUCCAUGACAUCACGCGCCAACACCUGGACGACGGCAUCCUCAACUGUGCCAAGUAUUUCAUCAACUACUUCUUCUACAAGUUUGGCCUGGAGACAUGUUUCUUGCUGGCGGUGAAUGUCAUUGGCCAGCGUAUGGACUUCUACGCCAUGCUGCACGCGUUUGGCCUGAUCACUGUGAUGUACCAGCGCCGGCGGAAGGCCAUCGCUCAGAUCUGGCCCAAGUAUUGCUGCUUCCUGGCCUGCAUGCUCACCUUCCAGUACCUGGUGUGCAUCGGGAUCCCCCCCUCCGCCUGCUCAGAUUAUCCAUGGAGAGCUCCCUCAUCCAGCAUGGACUCCAAUGUGGUGAAGUGGCUGUACUUCCCAGACUUCCACACGAGACCCAACCCACUCUUCCUCCUCUAUGACUUCAUGCUGCUGUUGGGUGUCUCGCUCCAGAGACACGUCUUUGAAGAAGAGAAUGAAGCAGCCGUGCGUCUCGUUGCCGGGGACAAUGUGGAGAUCUGCCGAGACCUUGACGCUGCAUCGUUCAGCCAGCACAACCCAGUGCCAGACUUCAUCCACUGCAGGUCUUACUUGGACAUGUUGAAGGUGAUCAUGUUCAGCUACCUGUUCUGGUUCGUGCUCACGAUCAUCUUCAUCACGGGAACCACGCGUAUCAGCAUCUUCUGCAUGGGCUACUUGGUGGCCUGUUUCUACUUCCUGCUCUUCGGCGGAGACCUGCUGCUCAAGCCAAUCAAAAGCAUCAUGCACUACUGGGACUUCCUGAUCGCCUACAAUGUGUUUGUGAUCACUAUGAAGAAUAUCCUCUCGAUAGCGGCCUGCGGGUAUAUAAAGUCCUUGGUUGCCAACCACUGUUGGCUGAUCCAGUUGUUCAGUUUGGCGUGCACUAUAAAAGGCUAUUCCCGACCGGAGCAGCAGGCUACCAAGCAGUGUGAGUUGCCUAGCGAUGAAGCUGGCAUCAUUUGGGACAGCAUUUGCUUUGCCUUCCUGUUGCUACAGCGACGAGUCUUCAUGAGCUACUACUUCCUGCACGUAGUAGCUGACAUUCGCUCCUCACAAGUGCUGGCCUCCAGGGGAGCCGAGUUGUUCCAGGCCACCAUCGUGAAGGCGGUCAAAGCCAGGAUUGAGGAGGAGAAGAAGUCCAUGGACCUGCUGAAAAGACAGAUGGACCGCAUCAAGAGCCGGCAGCAGAAGUUCAAGAGGGGGAAGGAGAGGAUGCUGAGCCUGGCCCAGGACUCAGGAGAGGGUCAGGGCGGGGUCAGGGAGGAAGAGGAGAAGGACGAAGGAGAAACAAAGGAAAAAUCAAAAGGCAAAAGGAAACAGUGGUGGAGGCCUUGGGUAGACCAUGCAUCCAUGGUGAGAAGUGGAAGCUACUACCUGUUUGAGACAGACAGUGAGGAGGAGGAGGAGGAAGAGGAGAAAAAAGAGGAGCCUCCGAAGAAGUCUGCAUUUCAGAGAGCAAUCCGAAAAUUUGCCUCUGCUUUGCUGGCUUUACCAAAGUCUAUCAUUAGGCUACCCAAAACUAUACUGCAGUAUGUAAUCAGGGCUGCCAAGUUUGUGUACCAUGCCUGGAUCACAGACUCCAAGACAGCCAUGAAGGAACGCAGCAAGGAGAGGCGGCACUUCUGGCAGAGGUACACCGACGGACGUAAAGCCACCAGGAAGGACCAGCGGGAAGAACAUGUGGCCAUAGAGGUGGACAACCAGGAGGACGAUGGUGUGGAGGAGGAGCGAUCCGACGGGCCAGAUAACAUCCUGAAGCGAGUGUUCAACAUUGUGAAGUUCUCCUGGGUGCUUUUCCUGGCCCUGAUGGACAGCUUCACCGCCUGGCUCAACUCCAUCUGCCAGGAGUACAUGGACAUUUCCACAGUGCUGAGAAUCGAGCGCUGUAUGCUCACGCAGGAGGUCAAAAAGGGAAAUACUCCAUCCCGAGAGAGCCUGCAAGUGUACUACCAGAGGCAGAUGUGCCGGCCAUCGUCCUCACAGUCCUGUCUGGACCACUCGGAGGACAUUUUCCCAGCGUCCAGCCCCCGGCCCUCUCAGUUACAGCAGUCCGGCUUCGUGCUGGAGAGCCAUGGCUCUGCACUGUCCAGAGACAGCUUGUCCAGUGCGUACACAGAGUCGACUCUACUCUACUGUCAGUCCACACUGGAUCACUCGGAGGGGACCGUGGAGAAUGUCCCCAAGACCAGUGAACGUGCUCGGCCCAAACUGUGCAAGAUGACCGGGCUCGACCUGUCCUCGUCAGCAGAGAGCGCCACCAGCAGGGCCUCCAGUGAGAAGACCCAGUGCACAGCGCUGUACUCCCGGCAGGGCACAAGCGACACCGUCGGCGAGGUCGACCUCGAGCACGAACAGAGGGGUCACUCGUCAGCCGAACACUGGGGCGCAGUUGGAGGAUCCCCAGAGACCCCUGAGGACGCGCCAUACCUCCCCGAAGACGAAGGGCCGCCUCACUGGAGAGACUCGGACCGCUCCCCGGAGUGGGACUCUGCCGGCUGGACGCCGGCUGACAGCCCUGACGCGGAUGGACCGUCGUCACGGACAUUCCCGGCAGCGGCGGACAUCCCGCCCUCCUACAGCAAGGCCACGGGGCUGGACCAGGUGUGCGGCGGCGCAGGUGUGCCGUGUGGUAACCGUGACGACAGGCGCCUGAGGAUAAUGGAACCUGAUGACAGGAUGGAUUACCUGAGCGACGAAGCACUGCCCUCCCUCACCCACGAGAUGACGGCCAGCGAGCUGCUGCAGAGCAGGAUGUUUUUUGACGAGGAGCUGGAGGAGUCUGAGCGCUUCUACAGCGGUCAGCCCCCACUGCUGCAGCUCUGCUACGCCCUCUACAACAUGCUGGUGGCCCACUCGGAGAUGGUCUGCUACCUGGUCAUCAUCCUGAACCACAUGAUCUCCGCGUCCGUGGCCACGCUCGUGCUGCCCAUCCUCAUCUUCCUCUGGGCCAUGUUGUCCGUGCCGCGGCCCAGCAAACGCUUCUGGAUGACCGCCAUCGUCUACACGGAGGUCACCAUUGUGAUCAAAUACUUCUUCCAGUUUGGCUUCUUCCCAUUCAACCAGAACAUUGAGGUGGACAAGAGCAAGCCCUUCCACCCCCCCAACAUCAUCGGUGUGGAGAAGAAGGAGGGCUACGUCCACUACGACCUGGUGCAGCUGCUGGCCCUCUUCUUCCACAGGUCAAUCCUCAAGUGCCAUGGCUUAUGGGACGAGGACGAGCACAGAGCCGAUGUUGGCAAACCAGCACGUCACCGCGGCAACUCAGACGGUGGUGGGCGAUCGCGGUCAUGGCACGAGAAAUCACCUGAGUCUGUCCACCCACGCUCCCCCCUCCGCCAGCACGGCCAGGGUCUGACACGGCUACACACACGCGGCGUGGUGCGACGACAGAGCUCGGCCGCUGGCUCACACGUCUCACACAGAUCCAUGCACUCCAAAACAGGCAGUUCAGGCACACGCGGGACUCUUCGAAGGGGAGGCAGCUCUCUGAGCAUCCAACAGAAGAGUCGCAAGGAGCUCAUCAUGGAGAAGCUCAGGGAGCAGAUGAUCAAGGCCAAGAGGUUCACUGUCAAAACCACUCUUGAGAUCUACAUCCCCAUUCGCCAGUUCUUCUAUAACCUGAUCCACCCGGAGUACAGCGCGGUGACAGACGUCUACGUGCUCAUGUUCUUGGCCGACACUGUGGACUUCAUCAUUAUUGUCUUUGGAUUUUGGGCCUUUGGGAAACAUUCUGCUGCUGCUGACAUCACUUCCUCCUUGUCGGAGGACCAGGUUCCCGAGGCCUUUCUGGUCAUGGUGCUGAUCCAGUUUGGCACGAUGGUAGUGGACCGAGCUCUGUACCUCAGAAAGACCGUCAUGGGGAAGGUCAUCUUCCAAGUGAUCCUGGUGUUUGGAAUCCACUUUUGGAUGUUCUUCAUUCUCCCAGGAGUCACAGAAAGGCGGUUUAGUCUAAACACGGUGGCCCAGCUGUGGUACUUUGUGAAGUGCAUCUACUUCGGUCUAUCAGCUUAUCAGAUCCGCUGUGGCUACCCCACCAGGGUGCUGGGAAACUUCCUCACCAAGAGCUACAACUACGUCAACCUCUUCCUCUUCCAAGGAUUCCGGUUGGUGCCGUUCCUGACAGAGCUGCGUGCGGUUAUGGAUUGGGUGUGGACAGACACCACCCUCAGCCUGUCCAGUUGGAUAUGUGUGGAGGACAUCUACGCCCACAUCUUCGUGCUCAAGUGUUGGAGGGAGUCUGAGAAGAGGUACCCUCAGCCCAGAGGUCAGAAGAAGAAGAAGGUGGUCAAGUACGGCAUGGGAGGGAUGAUCGUCAUGCUGCUCAUCUGCAUCGUCUGGUUCCCGCUGCUCUUCAUGUCGCUGGUCAAAUCUGUGGCCGGUGUGGUCAACAAACCCCUGGACGUGUCCGUCACCAUUACACUAGGGGGCUUCCAGCCCAUAUUCACCAUGAGCGCUCAGCAGAAUCAGCUCAAGGACAUCACCGACGACGACUUUGAAAAGUUUGUGAACUCCUACACCUACGUUCCGAGUGCUAUGCAGUUCUUGGAAGCCUACACUAAGGAGGACAUCACGGUGGCCGAGCUCGAGGGGAGCUCCAACUCCCUCUGGACCAUCAGCCCCCCCAGCAGGAAGAACCUGAUGGACGUCCUGAGCAAAGAUGCCCCUUUUCCAGUCACCAUGACGUGGUCCAUCCAGAGGAAUUUUAGCCUUGGGGCCAAAGCUGAGGUUGCGAUGGAUAAACAUGUCACCUCCCUGGACAUGCCAACGAAACAAGAGCUGAUCGCUUUAUUAAACGGGACAAGGAAUAAGCCUGUGGUUAUAAAACAAGUCUUCCCUUGCUUCCUUCGUGCCCCGAGUGACUCCAAUGCCAAGCCCAUUGAUCAACUUUAUGGAGAGGACGGGUUUAAGGACAUCCUGCUGGCGCUGGAGAGGACUCACAACAACGAGAACGAGAUCCAGGAGUGGUGGAUCGUGGACCAGCCGUCGGCAGGCCAGAUGCAGAUGAGCAGCGCCGCGGGGAGGAAGGUGGCGGCCGGCCUGCAUCUCUACGUGUUCAGCGAUAAAGUCAGCCCUCCGAGCCUCAGCUUCCUAGCCGGAUACGGCAUCAUGGGACUUUAUGCCUCUGUGGUGCUCGUCAUCGGGAAGUUUGUGCGCGAGUUCUUCAGUGGCAUCUCGCACUCCAUCAUGUUCGAGGAGCUGCCGUGCGUGGACCGCAUCCUCAAGCUGUGCACGGACAUCUUCCUGGUGCGGGAGACCGGCGAGCUGGAGCUGGAGGAGGACCUGUACGCCAAGCUCAUCUUCCUCUACCGCUCGCCAGAGACUAUGAUCAAAUGGACCAGAGAGAAGACCAAAUGAGGGCUUCCAAGCCCCCCCCAAAUCCCCAAAGAAAAACAAAUCGGCCUGCUGUGACUGAUGUUCAGAGAGGGUCUUGAGGAGGAGGAUGUGACAUACAAAAUAAGAGUAAGAGAGGGGUGCAGAAGAAGCACAACGAGUGGCAGGUGGAGCCCUGCACUGGACAAGCCCUCCACUGGACACUGAUGCUGGAGAGGUCACCCCUCCUCCGCCUCCUCAGGGAGGACCCCUCUCCGCCUUCCAUUAAAUGUGACCUGAAACGUGAAGUACAGUAUGUGUCAUGUUAAUGUGUAUGAUGAUUUCGUGUGCACAACCUGACUCUGAAGAACUGUAGCCAGUCAGUCUUAUCAGCGUGGUGUGAUCACCGGCCAGGCAGUGGGGUUAAACAAAAAGGGAAAUGGUGUCCCCACUGCCUGGAUUUAGCCUCUUGUGUAUGGGGUAAAUAUAUGAACCUUCAGUUGUGCAAUAUUAUAAGUUAAAUACACCGUCCUGGUAGCUGGCUGUAAACUUGAAGCAGAGGAAGGGGGCAGUGACUGAAAGACACUUGCCACUUUUGAAGAUAUUUUGUUGUUGUUGUUGUCAUUUUGUUUUGAUUUUCUGAACUUGGAGGUGCGCUUGGGUACUUUGGAGAAAUAACAGAAACAAAGGGAAGCUAGAGACUCAGUGAGAUGCACCAGAGAGACCAAGUCGUGUUUGCUUUAUUUGGUUUUGAUGUCAGAUAGGAAUAAAGAUGGGAGCUGUCAUUGUUCUCAGGAAAUGAAUCUCAUCUCAGUAGGAUGUGGCUUGUGAUAUAGGAAUGUGUGUUCCUAACUGUUGUGAAGUGACUUGUCCUCUUUGUAUAAAAGAGGGAAAUGUGGUGUAAUUGUGGUUUAAUGGCCUGAGAAUAAAGCACAUUUUGGAUUGCUA
Alosa alosa (allis shad) is the source of this 10180-nucleotide messenger RNA. Its product is annotated as piezo-type mechanosensitive ion channel component 2. Gene Ontology annotation, cellular component: plasma membrane. The transcript is spliced from 54 exons. Gene Ontology annotation, biological process: regulation of membrane potential; detection of mechanical stimulus; cellular response to mechanical stimulus. NCBI's taxonomy places the organism in Eukaryota, Metazoa, Chordata, Actinopteri, Clupeiformes, Clupeidae. The record is from RefSeq and is a predicted model, not a curated record. Gene Ontology annotation, molecular function: monoatomic cation channel activity; mechanosensitive monoatomic ion channel activity. The coding region runs from base 596 to 9277 and encodes 2893 amino acids.